Hyaloscypha bicolor E is the source of this 1036-nucleotide messenger RNA. RefSeq lists its product as uncharacterized. The record is from RefSeq and is a predicted model, not a curated record. NCBI's taxonomy places the organism in Eukaryota, Fungi, Ascomycota, Leotiomycetes, Helotiales, Hyaloscyphaceae. The transcript has a single exon. The annotation marks the transcript as partial.
AACAACUAGGACUUCGAGAAAGCCUAUGCAUCUUUCUUUCAGGAAUACAACAAGUUGCUAAAGCAACCAACGAACGUUAACAAGAACACACCCACGAAUGUUAACAAGAGCGCACCUACGAACAUUAACAAUGCCGCACCGGCGGAUCAUCCGCCUUCUCUGGAUGAUGGAACGAAACGGAUAAUGUGACAAAUCUGGCCCACAACAGCCAUGAACAUUUGAUGCGGAUAGUCGAGGCCAUCCGGCGAGCUCCAACCGAUGAUCGACGUUGUCUCCAUCGGGCUCUGAAGGAGGAUCCGAUGUUUCAAGGCAAGGAGCCACUCAAGAUUGACCGAUCGAUUAAUCUCGCUCUGUCAUUGUGGCUCACCUUAGACUUCUCAAAGUCCACACAGCUACUUGAGGCUCCGCCUGUUCCACAGGAGCAACAUACCCCUCCACCCAAUGGAAAAGAGCGGCCUCUCCAGGGCAUUUUUGACAAUCAAGAAGGGGGACGAAACCUUGAAAUAAAUCGUGCCUCAGCUCAGAACGUCAGGGAGCAUUCCGCUGGUUCAGAUCUUCAGCAUGCUCAAAAGGCCCCAUUAGAAGUUGAUUCGCACCGUGCCCAAAUUUGGCCCCUGAAGUCUGGAGAAAAAGCGAGUCGUCCUGCUCCACCGAAUGGCGGUCGCCAAGCUCGUUCAGAUCAUAUACCAAAUAAUGAGGGACAGCAUCUUCGAGGUCCUCCCCCCGAUCUCGAGGGACAGCAUGCAGAAGCGCUGAGAGACUGGCUGGCCUUUCUGCUGCAGCCUUUCACUAAUCUCAUUCCCAAAUCAAUAACUCAACGCGUGCAAACUUAUCAAGACCAAGGACCCCUCCAAUGGGAGGGCACCGGGACUUUAGAGAGUGUUGUCAGUCAACGCUUCCAGAAUUUGAGAAGCGUUGAAGUUACGAAAAACGGUGUCACUUUGCAGACUAGCUUUACAGCUGUGAAUCUGCAAAGAUUUUGCGGCUUCGAGAUAGAAUUGAUGUGCAAUCUGGUAGAACAUUUGGUGUUUAAUCG